AACUUCCCAAAAUGAGCUUAGAACAAAGAGUCCGGAGACUAAACAGAGGUCUCGCCCGAAGAAGAGAAAGUCAUGAUGCAGCCAAGGAAGGAGUAAACUUCCGGGUUGGAGGCGGAUGGACUAGGGCAGAAAGCAAAAGUAAUAGGAAGGAUAAACUUAAAUAAACUAAAUUUUAACAGAUUCGUUAAGACAAAGAAUAAGAGAGAAGAGUCAAAUAACCUUAAAGAGAUCAGAGGAAGGAUUGUCGAGAAGGGAUUACCACCUUUGAGGAACAGAAAUAUAGUCAAAUCUUACGAUUAUGAGAACGACUACCAAGAGAGGAAUGCUGAAGUCACAAGUAGCGAAUUACCCUGGCACCAUCCUAGCAGAUCUUUUAGGGCAAAUAAAGUAGUAAAUUUAGUCGAGGGACCUAUGAUGCAACUACUGGCUUGUUCUUCAACAGGCUCUGGACUUAUCAAUGAUCAAAAGAAUGAACUGCCACGAGGAGCUCUCAAUAGGAACUUUACGACUAGGAACUCGAGCUGAGUGGACCCUGACGAUAAGGACAAGAUUUACAUUAAAAGGCAUUUACUCAAGACCAGAGGUGUAACUGCAAUCACUAAGUCUAUCAAUGCUGAUACCUCUGAAGCGUUCAAGAGGAUCAGACAGAUACAAAAGAAAAAGUCACAAAAAGAUACCAAAAAGUUAGAAAAAAUUGAUCUUAGCAAAAUGAUUCAGAAGACUAAUAAAGAAUUUAAUAUUGCUCUUUAUGACCUUCGCAAAGCAAUGCAUGAUAUGAAACCGAAAUUGUUGCUGCUAGAUACUCCGACUGAGUUUGAAGUUAUUGAUGCGAUUCCAACCUUGUUUAAAGUCCCUCUUGAAGAAGUGAGGACACCUGUCAGGAUUCUCAUCACUUAUCUCAGUAAUGUUAGAGAUCUAAUUGUUUACUAUUCAUGGAAGAAUCCUGACCCUGAUCAAGCAAAUCAUGAUGGAGCUUAUAGAAAUCCAACAAAAAUUUCCCUCAGGAAUCGCAACAAUAACACAUUUUCAAGGGAAUGUAAAGCUUAUUUUUCUUUGCAUUCUCACAAUGGAAAUUACGUUAAAAUCAUUGCCAAAUCAGGAAAAGAGAGGAAUGGAAACUCCCUAAAUCUUGUCAAAGAGAACAAAGAAUAUGUUGCUAUUAGUCAAAAAUCGAUUUUGGACAGUAAACUAGCCGAUUCCAUGAUCACUACAAUCCAAGAAAUGAAAUCUUCAAACGAAGCAUACAUUCCUGAGACCAAUAUGGAGCCUAAACUCAACAAUCUCGCCAACGAUCCUCUCCACUUCCAAGCUUUCAGCAUGGUUGUUGACAAGGUUAAGGAAAAAAUGAAAAAGCGAAAUUUAAAUAAACAAGGCGACAAUUUCCUCAAAAAGAACAUUGCCUUAAUAAAACGUUGGCAUGAAUACAACUACGAAAAGCGCCAGAAGGCCGAAUUCACCAACCUAAACAUCGAAAAUGCCCAACGGAAAUAAAGAGUUGAUCCUGAAGUACAAGAGGGAGAGGAAGGGCAUUAUGGAUCAGGAGAAGCUUAAAGUGAAGGAAUAUGAAAGACAGCAGAAGAAGUUACAGAAUUUAGUGCAUUCUUGGGCCCUUCUGCUCGCACAGAGUAAGAUGGUAUCAGCAGUUAAUGGCUUAUUUCAAAGCAAACUUUAUAUGCAACAUCUUCAGGAGCAGAAAGAGUUUAUCAGUCUAAGGGUUAAUUUUGUUCAUCAUGUGUAUCUUAAAAAGCGAGGCGAGAGCCUCGCCGUUAGAAUACAUAGAGAGAUGAAUCGCUCUCUAACAUUUAGUAAUGUCUUGGUGAGGAUGAAAGCAGCUACAGCUGCUAAAACUCUGAAAACUUUCUUGGAGAAUAAAAUAACUAUUCGAACCUUUAACUCCAAAGUGAUGAUGACUCAUAUGAGACUAACCAGACUAGCAGAGUUCUGAAGGAAGAAUUAUAUCGAAAAUGAGAGGAAAAGAGAUAAACUUGAUUUCAUCUGGAAAAUCGCUCAAGGAAAUCUUAUCAGCAAAUUUAGUGCAGAUAAAUCUCCAGAAUCUCGAAUGAAGGAAAAGAAGCUGAUUGAAUUUGAUCCUGAUCUUUAAAAAGCAG
Moneuplotes crassus is the source of this 2108-nucleotide messenger RNA. The record is from the annotation of a GenBank genome assembly. Lineage: Eukaryota; Ciliophora; Spirotrichea; Euplotida; Euplotidae.